AUGUCUAUGCCCGAAUCAGAAAUCGAAGAGAUCUUCCAAGCGCAUGGCUGGAUUCGUGCUUGGACCCAAGAGAAUGGAUCUCCCGACACGACAAAGAUUUUAGAUGUGGAUGUCAAGCGUCGCACCUUCAAUCAGGCCGCGGGUGAACCCGUGAGCACUACUACACUGGAGUUGCGUUGCAAGUUUUUUGGACUGAUGAGUGAGCAUAACGGGGAAUUCAUCUCGUCAUUAGAGCCUCAAAUCCGCCAAAACUUCUCAUUCAACCUCAAAGACAGUGACAAAUCGUCCAAUUUAAUUCAAACCGCAAUUACGAUUGGGGGUUACCUGCAUUUGCUCUGCUCUACCGCCGACAUAUAUGCUUUUGUGCCGGAAUCAGAUCAUCGAAAUAGGCUGGAAGGGGAGGAUGUGCAGCUUGCCCUUUCUAUCAGAUGGAUACUGAUCUGUCAAAUCCAAACGCUUUUCAACCAAAUAUUGUCCUCAAUACGGCCGCACGAUUUAUCGACAACCAACGCAUGCUCGAGCGCCACUGCUUAUACAGCUUGUGCUAUCCUGCAGAUGGAGGUCAAAUAUUUCAUAGAUUUCUUGAAGCAAAUUCCGUCACCGCGCCAGAUUCCUGUUGGUCUUGACGGCCCGUUCCGUCGAUGGCUUGUCUCGAUUGAGACAGAAUUGAUUCAAAGACUUACGUCAGACUGUGGACAAUUUCCAGACUGGAAAUCGGUUUAUAUUGGAUCGCUGAAGAAGUUUCCACGCUGCCACGAAACUCUCAGUCUCUCCGUGAAGCUGCAGCAGAUUGGCGUUCCGCCUAACAAGGCUGCAGGUGCAGAACGUCCUGCUUUUAAAAUCCCUCGGGACUGCCCACCCGGUCUUAUGUGUCCGGUGUCGGAUCGUGGCUUCAGUAUCGGUUCCGCAACGGAACUAGGCUCUCAUGGUAUACCGCAAAUGGCCGUGGGAGCGAGAUACGCAUCAGAGUUCACAACAGGAAAUGACAGUUCUCCCAUCGGCGACUUCACAGCUAAACCCAGGCAGCUGAGGCAAGCCCAGAAUGAAAAGCUUAUGGCUGCGAUCAAUGACUACGUGUCCUCUCGUUGCGAACCUGAGUCCUACGAUAAGAAGUUGGCAACAGAAGGUUCCCGAAGCAAUGCUCAAAUGGACUAUCUAUCGCAAUAUGAGUCCCUUCCGAUUCGAGCUCCGAUAUUUGACCCUCAAAUGGGAGUCAUCCGCACCUUGAACGAUUCUAAGAAAAGGUCUAUUGGAAGCGAUAUUGCAGAUCUUACUGCACCAUACGAGUCACAGCCUCCAUACAAACGGUUGAAAGGGGGUGGUUCUUCCAAGGAGGGAUCAAUGCUGUCUACAAGUCCACCUUGGCGGGCGAAGACUCCCUCUCGUGCUUUUGGAAUUCUCGAAACCGGAACUGCGAACGAACCCCUCGAUUCUGGAUAUCAUCCAGAUGUGGCCAGUGACUUUUAUCCCAACCAGAUGAGUCAGUUGUUUUCAUCGGAGAAUGAAAUGUUUCCGGAACUCUUUGACGAUUUGCAGCCCUCCCAAUUUUACGAUCCUAACUUUUCUCUUUUAAAUGACCCUUUUGGUCAUCCUACUACGAACGCUUGA
This is a messenger RNA of Glarea lozoyensis ATCC 20868, 1608 nucleotides long. RefSeq lists its product as uncharacterized. NCBI's taxonomy places the organism in Eukaryota, Fungi, Ascomycota, Leotiomycetes, Helotiales, Helotiaceae. The coding region runs from base 1 to 1608 and encodes 535 amino acids. The transcript has 3 exons. The record is from RefSeq and is a predicted model, not a curated record.